Onychostoma macrolepis is the source of this 2260-nucleotide messenger RNA. Its product is annotated as probable E3 ubiquitin-protein ligase TRIML1. Gene Ontology annotation, molecular function: protein binding. The transcript is spliced from 8 exons. The coding region runs from base 771 to 1802 and encodes 343 amino acids. The record is from RefSeq and is a predicted model, not a curated record. Lineage: Eukaryota; Metazoa; Chordata; Actinopteri; Cypriniformes; Cyprinidae.
UAUUUUUAAGAAGCUUCCCAAUGGAAAUCGGCCAGUCAUUUCUGUCUCUACGUUACAUGGUCGCUAUCUGUGUAUCGCGCGCACAGCGGAGUUCCGCCCCGGUUCGCACACACACACACACACACACACACACGUAAGCGCACACACAAGUGAGCACACUACCACUCCUAUUUGUAAAUAUUAAGCCGCAAAACGUCUAUUUAAAUAUGACUUCUGUGUGUCUCUGUGUUAAUGUAUGGCGCAGACGCGCGGGUUUGUUUACUCAUACAGAAGCACGAGACGCUUGCGGUGAUAUUAACGUCUGUCGUCUCACUAAAUGAGGACAUAAAUACAUGAACAACAUCUCCAGAACUGCUCUGAGAGUCACUUCAUGAGCAUUCGAGCGUUUCAUUUGAGAAAAACUAUCCUCAUAUCAUAUACAGAAAUGUAAAGGUAUUCACGGCAACCAGUCAAAAUAAAAGUUCGGUUUCACUUGAAGACAUUGGGCAGAAGGCCAUCCUGCCUGCUACUGCAUGAAGGCUGUAACUGACCUUCUCAUUCCUGCAUUUCCCAGAAUCCACUUGUACUUUGUUUCACUGAUCGUGCCACUGUGACCCACCCAUGUGAUCUGCUUUCACUAUUAGUGAAGCAUGAGCUCCUUAAAAUCUCGCUUGCUGGAACAUCUACAGAGUUGCAAAUUACCCCCUAAGGAUUUGUGAAAGCAACAUAAGGACUGUCUCUCAGUCUAACAACUCAGUCCAGCAAAGUGACAUGAAAGCUCAGUGUCAGACAUGCAAAAAAAUAACCAGGAUCAUCUCAUGAGACAAAGGGAAGCGAUCAGAUGCAGACUGAAGAAGCUGAAUGGCAAGCAAAAUGAAAUCAAAUCAAAGUCCUCUGCAAUGAGAGGAAGUAUAGUGAAGAAGUAUGAAGACAUGCGGAGAGUACUGGAGGAGGACUGUAGGAUCACUCUGUCCCUGCUGGAGAUGGAGGAGACGGCUGCAGUUCGAGCGCUGGACGACCUCAUUGAGGCAAACUGCGUCCUCCUCAGAGACAUUGAGGUUCAGCUGAAUGAAGGGAUGAUGGACAGUGACAUACAGCUUGGUGACAGGGUCACAAUGUAUGAGGACAGGGUGCUGGAAUUGCUAACAGCGACAGAGCCAGGUCUCAUAAAACUUGAUGAGGCCAAAUCAGAUCAGCUACUGGGCCUCACCAACAAUUUACUACUGUUUAUCCGCUCACAGAUCCCCAUCGCUAAGAGGCUGCUGAAGAGCUAUUCCUCAGAAGUGGUCCUGGACCCUUCCACUGCCCAUCCCAAGCUGAUUAUUUCAUCUGAAGGGGACUGUGCCACUUUCACAGAUGUAUGGCAAGAUGUCCCUGAGCAUGAGGCACGCUUUGACACCACCCUUAACGUCUUGAGCAUCCAAUGCUGGGAUUCUGGUCACCAUUACUGGGAGGUAGACGUGAGUGGAAAGAUCUACUGGGAACUGGGUCUCACCUACCCAUCCAUCUCAAGAAAAGGCCAAAAGGAGGACUGCUGGUUGGGCCGGCAUGCUGAAUCUUGGUGUCUGGAGUACUUUGACGGAGACUACAAUGCUUGGCAUGGAGGUACUGCUCAUCCUUUGCCCAUUUCCACCUGCUUCCAUCGAAUCGGGAUCUUCUGCAGCUUUCCUGGAGGUCUGGUGACAUUUUUAGGGGUGGAUAGCAUGACGCCGCUCUACUCUUUCUGUGCUGGAACAUUUACAGACUCUCUACACCUGGCUCUUUGUCCAGGUCAUGAUCUUCAGGGGACAAACUCAAAGCCUGUUAAGAUCUGUCGAUCCUAAUCAUCUUUAAAACUCAUACCUCAUGCUUAAAUGCACAUUGUAGAAUUUAGAAGAUAAAGUAGGCCUUCACAAGUUUGUUUGAUUUCACUCUGACUUUGUGUAGACUAGAUUUGUUAGUUUGUAUUUUCCAAAGCUAAAAAUGAAUCAUACAUUUUUUUGUAGAGCAACAGUUGAUUCAACUGCACUGCAAACCUUCAACAAAUGUGAUUUCAUUUAUCAUCAUUUGAAAGAAUCAGCACUUCAAAAUGGUAGAGUAAAAGAUAUGCAAAUACAUACAGUAUGCAUGCCAUAUGUACACUGCCUUUCAAAAAUAUGGGGUUAGCAAUAAUUUUUAUGUUUUGGAAAGAACACUCUUAUGCUCACCAAGGCUGCAUUUAUUUGACAAAAAUACAGUAAAAAAGCAAUAUUGUGAAAUAUUAUUAUAAUUUAAAAUAAGUUUUCUAUUUUCAACAUCAUUA